AUGGUCCAGGAGAAAUCGACGGUCAUGGUUCAUCUUGGUGGACCACUCCCAACCAAUACGACACAUUAUCAUGAGAAGAAUUGCAAACCACCAGAUGCUCUGCACUUCCAUGGAUGCGAUAAUCUUAAACUAAGUGGACUUACUCAUCUAAACAAUGCAAGAGCCCACAUUGCUAAAGCCAUUACAACAAUGUGUUGUCUCUCAUCUCACCAUAACAGCACUUGA
Molecule: messenger RNA, 225 nt
Organism: Prunus armeniaca (apricot)
Lineage: Eukaryota; Viridiplantae; Streptophyta; Magnoliopsida; Rosales; Rosaceae
Source: the annotation of a GenBank genome assembly